Molecule: messenger RNA, 3283 nt
Organism: Mastomys coucha (southern multimammate mouse)
Lineage: Eukaryota; Metazoa; Chordata; Mammalia; Rodentia; Muridae
Gene: Lrfn2
Product: leucine rich repeat and fibronectin type III domain containing 2
Exons: 3
Coding region: 546-2912 (788 amino acids)
Cellular component (GO): postsynaptic density membrane; cell surface
Molecular function (GO): protein binding
Source: RefSeq, a predicted model, not a curated record
GUAUUUGUGUGUGUGCCUGUGGGUGUGAGUGCUUUGCUCCCUCUGAUACACACGCACACACACACACACACACACACACACACACACACACACACAGAGGAGACUGGUCUGAACUUGAAGACAUCCCACAUUCCAAGAGGCUGCAGGUCUCUGGGGAAGCCGGGGGCUUCUUCAACAGGGAAAAUCCUACCCUCAUCUUCCUAGAAGGGAUUAUCUUCUUUAUCCUUUUUCCCCCUUAUAUUUUUUUUUAAAUCUGGAAGAGAAGAGCACAAGUUGUACUCCCCCUCCCGCCCCUUCUUGCUAAAUGCCAUGGAUAUAACUGAAUAAGCUGCUCAGGGCUCUCCCCGCGUGGAUGGUCCGAGGCCACCAUCUGCCUGCCUUCGCUGGAUCGCUGCAGCUGGAGCGCUUAGAGUGAGCCUAUCUUGGGCCAGGAAGGAUGCGUGGCCGAGCCAAGGAGCCCGGGCGCCCUGCGGAGCCGGCCUUGGAGCCUCCCCGCCGCGGGUAGAUGCCUCCUUGCCCAGGUGCAGAGGCUGAGUGACCAGAUCAUGGAGACUCUGCUUGGUGGGCUGCUGGCGUUUGGCAUGGCGUUUGCUGUCGUCGAUGCCUGCCCCAAGUACUGCGUCUGUCAGAAUCUGUCUGAGUCACUGGGGACCUUGUGUCCCUCCAAGGGGCUCCUCUUUGUGCCCCCUGACAUUGACAGGAGGACGGUGGAGCUGCGUCUGGGUGGCAACUUUAUCAUCCAUAUUGGCCGCCAAGACUUUGCCAACAUGACAGGGCUGGUGGAUCUGACCUUGUCCAGGAACACCAUCAGUCAUAUCCAGCCCUUCUCCUUCUUGGACCUUGAGAGCCUCCGCUCCCUGCACCUUGACAGCAACCGGCUACCUAGCCUUGGGGAAGACACACUCAGGGGCCUGGUCAACCUGCAGCACCUUAUUGUGAACAAUAAUCAGUUGGGUGGCAUCGCCGAUGAUGCCUUUGAAGACUUCCUGCUGACUUUAGAAGAUCUGGACCUAUCUUACAACAACCUCCAUGGACUUCCCUGGGAUUCCGUAAGGCGCAUGAUCAACCUCCACCAGCUGAGUCUGGACCACAACCUUCUGGACCACAUAGCUGAGGGUACCUUUACAGACCUGCAGAAACUGGCCCGCCUGGACCUCACGUCCAAUCGGCUGCAGAAGCUUCCCCCAGACCCCAUCUUUGCCCGCUCCCAGGCUUCCUUGCUGACUGCCACGCCCUUUGCCCCACCCUUGUCCUUUAGUUUUGGAGGGAACCCGCUCCACUGUAAUUGUGAGCUUCUCUGGCUGCGGAGGCUGGAGAGGGAUGACGACCUGGAGACCUGUGGAUCCCCCGGAGGUCUCAAGGGUCGCUAUUUUUGGCAUAUUCGUGAGGAGGAGUUUGUGUGUGAGCCGCCUCUCAUCACCCAGCACACACACAAGCUGCUGGUUCUGGAGGGCCAGGCAGCCACUCUCAAGUGCAAGGCCAUUGGGGACCCCAGCCCUUUGAUUCACUGGGUUGCCCCCGAUGACCGCUUGGUGGGAAACUCUUCCAGGACUGCUGUAUUUGACAAUGGCACCCUGGACAUUCUAAUUACCACCUCUCAGGACAGCGGACCCUUCACCUGCAUUGCAGCCAAUGCAGCGGGAGAGGCUACGGCCACCGUAGAGGUCUCCAUUGUGCAGCUCCCACACCUCAGUAACAGCACUAGCCGGAUGGCGCCCCCCAAGUCUCGCCUUUCGGACAUUACGGGUUCCAGCAAGACUAGCCGGGGAGGGGGAGGUAGUGGAGCUGGGGAGCCUCCCAAAAGCACCCCAGAGAGGGCUGUGCUUGUGUCCGAUGUGACUACCACAUCUGCCCUGGUCAAGUGGUCUGUCAGUAAGUCAGCGCCCAGAGUGAAGAUGUAUCAGCUGCAGUACAACUGUUCUGACGAUGAGGUGCUGAUCUACAGGAUGAUCCCAGCCUCUAACAAGGCCUUCGUGGUCAACAACCUGGUGUCCGGAACGGGCUACGACUUGUGCGUACUGGCUAUGUGGGACGACACAGCCACGACACUCACAGCCACCAACAUUGUGGGCUGCGCCCAGUUCUUCACCAAGGCUGACUACCCACAAUGCCAGUCUAUGCACAGUCAGAUCCUGGGGGGCACUAUGAUUCUGGUCAUCGGAGGUAUCAUUGUGGCCACACUGCUGGUCUUCAUCGUAAUCCUCAUGGUGCGGUACAAGGUCUGCAACCACGACACCCCAGGCAAAAUGGCAGCUGCCACUGUCAGCAAUGUGUACUCGCAGACCAAUGGGUCUCAGCCCCCACCUCUGGGUGGAAUACCUGUUGGCCAGCUUCCUCAGGCACCACCCAAGGUUGUGGUGCGGAAUGAAUUGAUGGACUUCAGUACCAGCCUGGCCAGGGCCUGUGACUCUUCUUCUUCCAGCUCCCUGGGCAGUGGGGAAGCUGCAGGGCUGGGCCGGGUUCCCUGGAGGCUCCCACCCCCAGCUCCUCGUCCCAAGCCCAGUCUUGACCGCUUGAUGGGAGCCUUUGCCUCCCUGGACCUCAAGAGUCAAAGGAAAGAAGAACUUCUAGACUCCAGGACUCCAGCAGGCAGAGGGGCAGGGACAUCAACCAGGGGGCACCACUCAGACAGAGAGCCACUGCUGGGACCCCCUGCCACCCGUGCCAGGAGCCUUCUCCCUUUGCCUCUGGAGGGCAAGGCCAAACGAAGCCACUCUUUUGACAUGGGGGACUUUGCAGCUGCAACUGCAGCUGAUCCUGGUGGCUAUAGUCCCCCUAGGCGGGUCUCAAACAUCUGGACGAAGCGCAGCCUGUCUGUCAAUGGCAUGCUCUUGCCCUUUGAGGAGAGUGACCUGGUGGGAGCCCGGGGGACAUUUGGCAGCUCAGAGUGGGUAAUGGAAAGUACUGUGUAGCCAGGGAAGUGUACUCUCCCUCCCACCCUCAAAGUGGGAGAGGAAGGAGCCAGAGUUGGCACUGGCAAGUAUUUGUGGAGUUUCCAUGGUGAUGUUUACAUCCAGGGACAGUCUUGUCUCCCUGUCAACAGCCUCAUGUCCUUCUGCCCAGCUACACCCCCUUCCCCAUGUCACCUUCCCAAGCCUGUCCCCACCACCCAGCGGGGUGUGCUCAGGGAAUGGGACUCGCUCAUGUGUCAGACUGAGCCCUGAGUGUUUGGAGAGGCGAACAACUGCCUUUCUAUUCACAAAUGUAGCGACAAGCAAGCGGCUUCGGAUUGCUUAUGGAUCCAGUGUUGUUUUGAUUUCUUAAUUUAUUUUUCCAUUUCCCA